AUUACAUGGUUGGCUUCUGGUCACUUCCCAGUUGCCAAGAUACUCUCAGGUGGUGUGAAAGAGUGGUGAGGUGCAGCAAUGGCGCCCAAGAACGACCCCGAACUUGCGACUUUGCGCAAAGAACUGGAGGAAUUGUACAACACCCUGAAGGAAGAGCAGAAGAAGCAGCAAGACACGACCCUGGAAUCGGCAUGCGGCGGCGUGGCCGACGCCCCCCGAGUCAAAAUCACCACAAAGAAACUAAUGAAGGGGCACCUGAACAAAGUCAAUUCUGUCCACUAUAGUGGAGACAGCCGCCACUGCGUCACCGGCUCCCUGGACGGCAAGCUCAUCAUCUGGGACACCUACACCGGGAACAAAAUGCAGAUCAUUCCGUUGCGGUCUGCAUGGGUGAUGAGCGUCGCGUACGCCCAAUCCGGGAAUUUUGUUGCCUGCGGCGGCAUGGACAACAUGUGUACCAUCUACGACCUGAAUCACCGGGACGCGUCGGGGGUGGCGAAGAUGGUACGCGAACUGGCUGGGUACGACGGGUUCUUGAGCUCUUGCAGGUUUCUGGGAGACAGGAACAUCAUCACGGGCUCGGGGGACAUGAAGAUAUGUAAAUGGGACUUGGAAACUGGACGAAAAACGUCUGACUUUACCGCCCACAAUGGUGACGUGGUCUCCAUCAGUUUGUCACCUGAUGGAAACAGCUUCAUCACGGGAAGCGUCGACAAGACUUGCAGACUUUGGGACAUGCGAGAGGACAAACCAAGACAGACCUUCUUCGGUCACGAAUCUGACGUCAAUUCAGUUUGCUUCCACCCCAGCGGUUACGCUUUCGCUACCGGUUCCGAGGACAAAUCCGCUCGAAUGUUCGACAUCCGCAGCGACCAGGAGAUCGCGCUCUUCAAGCCGCCGUCGGCCAGCAGCGGUUUCACUUCUUGCGGUUUGUCCCUCAGCGGCCGAAUUUUGCUGUGCGGCUCGGACGACAACAACGUCCACAUGUGGGACACGCUGAAGAACCAGCAUAACGGGACGUUGUCUGGGCACGAGAACAGGGUCACUUCGCUGUCGGUGGCCCAGAGCGGGAUCGCCGUGGUUACGGCCAGCUGGGACCAGAACGUGAGGGUUUGGGGUUAA
Molecule: messenger RNA, 1122 nt
Organism: Zophobas morio
Lineage: Eukaryota; Metazoa; Arthropoda; Insecta; Coleoptera; Tenebrionidae
Gene: Gbeta76C
Product: guanine nucleotide-binding protein subunit beta-2
Exons: 5
Coding region: 79-1122 (347 amino acids)
Biological process (GO): G protein-coupled receptor signaling pathway
Cellular component (GO): cytoplasm; heterotrimeric G-protein complex
Molecular function (GO): signaling receptor complex adaptor activity; protein binding
Source: RefSeq, a predicted model, not a curated record